Molecule: messenger RNA, 1068 nt
Organism: Chenopodium quinoa (quinoa)
Lineage: Eukaryota; Viridiplantae; Streptophyta; Magnoliopsida; Caryophyllales; Amaranthaceae
Product: zinc finger MYM-type protein 1-like
Exons: 1
Coding region: 1-1068 (355 amino acids)
Source: RefSeq, a predicted model, not a curated record
AUGAUUUCUCCUUCUAUUCAAAAGGACAUUAUUAAUUGUUGUGCCAAAGAAACAACUAGGUGCAUAAUAGAAGAAGUUGGUGAUGAUUACUUUGCGAUAUUAGCCAAUGAGUCAAGUGAUGUGUCCCAAAAAGAACAACUAGCUCUUGUUUUACGAUUUGUUAAUAGAGAUAGUGGAAAGGUAAUGGAGCGAUUUUUAGGCAUUGUUCAUGUUUGUAAUACUACCGCUUUAACUCUUAAAGAUGCAAUCAUGUCUUUACUUGUUGAACAUUCAUUGAGUCCAUCUAUGAUAAGAGGGCAAGGGUACGAUGGAGCUAGCAACAUGAAAGGUGAAAUAAAUGGUCUUAGGACUUUGAUUAUGAAUGAUACUCCAAGUGCCUACUACAUACAUUGUUUUGCUCAUCAACUUCAACUAACACUAGUUGUCGUUGCUAAAAAGAAUGAUAGUUGUGGUUGGCUUUUUGAGAUACUUGCAAAUUUAUUGAAUGUGGUUGGAGUUUCUUGCAAGAGAAGAGAAAUGAUUCGACAAGAUCAAGCUCAAGAAGUUGCUCGAGCAUUGGAUGUAGCGGAUAUUGUGAGUGGAUCGGGUUUAAAUCAAGAACUUGGUUUGAAAAGGCCCGGGGAUACUCGUUGGAGUUCUCAUUACAAGUCUCUUUCAAACAUCAUUAUCUUAUUUCCUACAAUUGUUAAGGUACUUGUACACAUUGGGAAGCAUGGUGUAUCGGAAGAUAAGUUCAAAGCUCAAAUUUUUUUAGGACAAUUAGAGUCAUUUGACUUUGUUUUUAUUGCUUACUUGAUGUUGACUAUUUUUGAAUACACUAAUGAUUUGUGUGUUUCUUUGCAAAGAAAGGAGCAAGAUAUUGUAAAUGCCAUGGAACUUGUCACUUACACAAAAAUGGUGUUGCAAAAAAUGAGGGAGCAAGGAUGGGAUACUCUCUUAAACAAGGUAACUUCAUUUUGUGCUAAACAUGGUAUUGUUGUUCCCACUAUGUAUUCUCCUUAUGUUCCUCAAGGAAGAUCAAGACGUUUUGUUGAAGAAGCAACAAAUCAACAUCAUUUUCGGGUUUGA